AUGCAGCCCACUAACGAAAGCAUCGUGACCACAUUCAUCAUUCUGGGACUCUCCAGUAAACCCCAACUCCAGGUCCCACUCUUCAUCCUAUUCCUCUCCAUCUACAUCAUUGCCCUGCUGGGCAACUUAGUCAUCAUUGCUGCCAUCCUUUCCAGUUCCAAGCUCCACAGGCCCAUGUACUUUUUUCUCCUCCACUUGGCUGUGGUGGACAUCAUCUGCACCUCCACCAUCAUCCCCAGGAUGCUGGGGAAUCUAGUGGUUGUCAGUAAAUCUAUCUCUUACCCUGGGUGCAUGGCUCAGCUCUACUUCUUCACAUGGUCUCUGGGGGCUGAGAUGGUGCUCUUCACCAUCAUGGCUUACGAUCGCUAUGUGGCCAUUUGCCACCCUUUGCAUUACAGCAUCAUGAUGAACAAGACCGUAUGUGUGGGCCUGUCUGCCCUAGUGAUAGUCAUUGCUGUGGUCAACUCGUGGGUGCACACUGGCCUUGUGUUGCGGCUGAGCUUCUUCAGGACCAACGUUAUCAACCACUUUUUCUGUGAAAUCCCAUCACUGCUGGCUCUCUCCUGCACCUCAGUGCAUUUAAACGAGGUCAUGGUCUUAAUGGCAGACAUUUUUCUAGCUAUGGGAGACUUCCUGUUGACAUGUGUCUCUUAUUACUUCAUUGUCAGGGCCAUCUUGAGGAUCAAAACGGCUGAAGGGAAGAGAAAAGCCUUCUCCACCUGCUCCUCCCACCUCAUUAUGGUGUCUCUUUAUUACUCCACUGUCAUCUACACCUACAUUCGGCCUGCCUCCAGCUACUCCUUUGACAGGGACAAGAUGAUAGCCACCUUGUACACCCUGGUGACGCCAACUCUCAAUCCUAUAGUCUAUACCCUAAGGAAUAAAGAUGUCAAGAUGGCAAUCAAGAAAAUGCUUCCAUACCCUGGGAAAUAGAUCAUGAUGGGACAAACCUAGACUGGUUCCUUCGCAAGCCUGGAGCUCUGGUGUUUGCUUUCCUGUGGAAAUGGAACUCAGAACGAACCUUAGAAAAAGAUUCAAGAUGCAUGUGUUCAUGAAGGACUUUCUAACUGGUCAAAUGUUGAUUUCCUUAAUGGCUGAAAGUUUUGGAACCUGUUGAAACUAUGUUACAGAAGAAGAAAGAAGAAGAAAGAAAGAAAGAAAGAAAGAAAGAAAGAAAGAAAGAAAGA
This is a messenger RNA of Dermochelys coriacea (leatherback sea turtle), 1187 nucleotides long. RefSeq names its product olfactory receptor 13G1. The transcript has 2 exons. Gene Ontology annotation, biological process: G protein-coupled receptor signaling pathway. Gene Ontology annotation, molecular function: G protein-coupled receptor activity; olfactory receptor activity. Gene Ontology annotation, cellular component: membrane. The record is from RefSeq and is a predicted model, not a curated record. Bases 1 to 933 code for a protein of 310 amino acids. Lineage: Eukaryota; Metazoa; Chordata; Testudines; Dermochelyidae.